Messenger RNA from Tetrapisispora phaffii CBS 4417, 1863 nucleotides. It is a transcript of the gene BDP1, whose product is annotated as transcription factor TFIIIB subunit BDP1. Gene Ontology annotation, biological process: RNA polymerase III preinitiation complex assembly; transcription by RNA polymerase III. The coding region runs from base 1 to 1863 and encodes 620 amino acids. The transcript has a single exon. Gene Ontology annotation, molecular function: RNA polymerase III general transcription initiation factor activity; TFIIIC-class transcription factor complex binding. The record is from RefSeq and is a predicted model, not a curated record. Lineage: Eukaryota; Fungi; Ascomycota; Saccharomycetes; Saccharomycetales; Saccharomycetaceae. Gene Ontology annotation, cellular component: transcription factor TFIIIB complex.
AUGAGUAGUGUAGUUAAUAAAAGUGGUACGCGUUUUGCGCCAAAAGUUAGACAACGUAGAGUGAUCAAGCAAUUGUCAGUUCCACUCUCAGCUCAGAAAACAUUAGAGCCAGAAAUUAAGCUUUCUGAUAAAGGUGUAUUUGAUGAUGAUGAUCCUAAAUCAAAGGUUAUAAAGAACAUUUCCGAUGGUAACAAAGAUCAUAAUGUAGAUGUCGAGAAAAUAUCUUUUGAACAAAAGUUAGCUACUGAUAACCAAAAAGAUUUGACUCCUUCAGAGACUUCAUCUAGUACAGAAUCUAGACUUUCAACUUCAUCUACUAGUAGUUUAGAUACUAAACGUCGCCGGUCUAGUAGAUUGAAUUCAUUGAGUAAUAGUAAUUCACAAUUACUUUUCAAACCGAUUGCUAUGCAAAGUUCUAAACAACAAUUAAAUACGACAGCUGGAGAAACUGUACAUAGACGUUUGUCUACUAUAUCCAAUCCGAGCACAAAGAAAUCUCGAAUGAGUAGUAUCCCAGAAUCUGAUGAUAAUUUGAUAACUUUAAAAAAAAGCAGAAUGUCCACAAGAAUAUCGAUUUCGAAAAAAUCAGGGUCUGUGCAUAGGAUCAGUAUUGUCCCAGUUGAAAAUAAUAAUGAUUCAACUAGUUCUGAAAGUAGUACUAGUAAUAGUGAUAAGAAAAAUGUAAAUUCUAAGUCAAACAUGAAGUCCACUAAGACCAGAAGUAAAACUAGAAAUAAAGCCACAAAAAUAUCGUUUCCAAUAUCUAGAGCAGACUUGAAUAAAGUUAUGUCUGAUGAUUUGUUUCCUGAGACUGAAGACAAAUAUAAAAGUUUUAAGAUUAAAAAUUUAGGACAAAUCCCGAAGAAUAUUGACGAUGGCGAUUCAGAGAAGUAUACUAUAGAUGAGGAUCAGUUUACAAUGGCAGAGCUAUGUAAGCAUUUGCUACCUAUUGGCAAGCCUUCUGAAAACUUUAAAAAAGCCAAAGAAGCAGAUGAUAUAAAAGUCAAAAAGAGAAUCGAGAAAAGGGAAAUUAGAAAGAGAGCUCGUGAGGAAUUUAAGUCUGUUUAUUCGUUAACAAAAGAAACUAUUGAACAAGCGAAGGAAGAACGUAAAAAGCUUAGAGAUGAUUUACUAAAUUCAGAUAUCCCAGACCUACAACCAUCUACCAUUCAACUAAAGUUGAAUAAGGAAGGUACUAUUGCAGUUGAUGAUGAAUCCAUCCAAAUUGAUAGACAUAAAAACGCAAGUUAUGAGAACUCGCAGAAGGAAAAAGUCGAUGAAAAUCCGUUUGAAAAUCUGUGUAAUUCAGCCACUUAUGGGAGAAAUUCUUACACUGACCCAUGGACUAGUACUGAAUUAAUCAAAUUUUACAAAGCAUUAACCAUGUGGGGAACUGAUUUUAAUGUUAUUGCUCAAUUAUUUCCCUACAGAACUAGGAAGCAAAUAAAAGCUAAAUUCAUCAAUGAAGAGAAAAAGCACCCUAUAAUGAUUGAAUUGGCUCUACGAUCUCGAUUACCGCCUGAUUUUGACACAUAUUGUGACGAAAUAAGGAAGAAAUUGGGUAGUAUUGAUGAGUUUAAUGAUAAAUUAGAAAAGUUACAAGUUGAACAUGAAGAACAUCUUAAGGAAAUUGAGGAUGCCAAAGAACUAGCUAAAAAUGAAGAUUUGAAAAUUAGUAAAAGUAAAGAUAUUAAUAAGAAGACGUCAGGUGGAUUCAUGACAGAAGAUUUAAAAUCGUAUAGAAAAUCUGAAAUUGUAUUAGGUACAAUUGAUGACAGGAAAAACAACCAGAGGAGGAAGUUGCAGGAAUCAGUUAACUUCAAAAAAAUUGAUCAUCCUAACAGUAUCGUUCAAGGUCGAUAG